AAGAAUAUAACAGCUGUCUCAGGAAUGUUUAUUGCCAUACAAUGACUAAAAUAAAUUCCAUCAUCUUCUAUGUUAUCAUUGUCUUGGGAUCGAUACUUAUCAAUAUCCUAUUAUCCAGUGGAAGUGAACUUAUCAUUAAGAGGCCGAGAGCAAACCUCACCCAUGUUCCCAAGGACCUACCCUUGACAACAACUACUUUAGAUCUAUCACAAAACAAUAUAUCUGAACUCCAGACUUCUGACAUCCUCUCGCUGUCCAAGCUGAGGGCCUUGGUGAUGUCCUACAACAGACUCCGGUACCUUGAUAUCGGUGUUUUCAAAUUCAACACGGAACUGGAAUAUUUGGAUUUGUCCCACAAUGAGUUAAGGGUGAUUUCUUGCCACCCCACAGCCAACUUCAAGCAUUUAGAUCUUUCCUUCAAUGCGUUUGAUGCCCUUCCCAUAUGCAAAGAGUUUGGCAACAUGUCCCAGUUAAAAUUUCUGGGACUGAGUGGUAGUCAGGUGCAAAGCGUGAGUGUGCAGCCAAUUGCUCAUUUGAAUAUCACUGAGGUUUUGCUGGUGUUAGGAGACACUUACGGGCAAAGAGAAGACCCUGAAUGUCUUCAGCACAUUAACACUGGGGCUCUGCAUGUUGUUUUCCCCGAGAAAAGAGAAUUUCGUUUUACGCUGGAUGUAUCAGUCAGCACUGUAAACAGUUUGGAACUAUCUAACAUCAAGUGUGGACCUGGAAACUCUAAUUGUUCUUAUUUCUUAAGUGUUUUGUUAAAGCUUAGAAAGAAUCCGGGGCUAUCAAGUCUUACCUUAAACAACAUUAACACAACAUGGAAUUCCUUCCUUGAUAUCCUCCAGUCUGUUUGGCAUGCACCCGUAAAGUAUUUCUCAAUUUCAAACAUGACACUACAAGGUCAAGUUGAGUUCAGAAAUUUCAAUUAUUCUGGCACUUCUCUAAAGGCGUUGUCAAUACAUCAAGUUGUCAGUGAAGUGUACAGUUUACCACAAAAAUACAUUUAUGGUAUCUUUUCCAAUAUGAACAUCCAAAACUUCACGGUGUCUGGAACACGCAUGCUCCACAUGCUUUGCCCGUUAAAAGUUAGCCCAUUUCUGUAUUUGGACUUCACAGAUAACCUCUUAACAGACUUGGUUUUUGAAGAUUGCAGAAACUUAAUUAAAUUGAAAAUACUUAGUUUACAAAAGAACCAGUUAAAAAAACUCGAAAAUAUAAUUCUUAUGUCUGUGGAGAUGAAAUCACUGCAAAAACUAGACAUUAGCCAGAAUUUUCUACAGUACAGCGAGGAGGAAAACCUAUGCUCCUGGACGGAGAGUUUGCUAGUUUUAAAUUUGUCCUCAAAUAUGCUUACUGACUCUGUCUUCAGAUGCUUGCCCCCAAAGGUCAAGGUCCUUGACCUUCACAACAACAGAAUAAUGAACAUCCCUAAAGAUAUCACCUACCUGCAAGCUUUGCAGGAACUCAAUGUUGCAUCCAAUUCUUUAGUGGACCUUCCCGGAUGCGGGGCCUUCGGCAGCCUUUCUGUGCUGGUCAUCGAGCAUAAUUCAGUUUCCCAUCCCUCAGUGGAUUUCUUCCAGAGCUGUCAGAAGAUCAGGUCCUUAGCAGCAGGGAACAACCCAUUCCGAUGUACAUGUGAGCUGAGAGAGUUUAUCAAAAACAUAGGCCACGUGUCAGGAGAAGUGGUAGAGGGCUGGCCCGAUUCUUACAGGUGUGACUCCCCAGAAAGCACUAAGGGGACCCCACUGCAGGACUUCCAUAUAUCUCCAUUGUCCUGUGAUACUGUUCUGCUGAUUGUCACCGUCGGGGCCACUUUGCUGGUGUUGGCUGCCAUCAUGGCUUUCCUCUGGCUCUACUUUGAUCUGCCCUGGUACCUAAGGAUGAUGUGUCAGUGGACACAGACCCGGCACAGGGCCAGGAACGUCCCCGAAGAGGAACUCCAGAGGAAACUCCAAUUCCAUGCUUUUGUCUCAUACAGUGGACAUGAUUCCACCUGGGUGAAGAAUGAAUUACUACCAAACCUAGAGAAAGAUGGCAUACGGGUUUGCCUCCAUGAGAGAAACUUUAUCCCUGGCAAGAGCAUCAUGGAGAAUAUCAUCCAUUCCAUCGAGAAGAGUUACAAGUCCAUCUUUGUGUUGUCUCCCCACUUCAUUCAGAGUGAGUGGUGCCAUUAUGAGCUCUACUUUGCCCAUCACAGUCUCUUCCACGAAGGCUCUGAUAACUUAAUCCUGAUCUUGCUGGAGCCCAUUCCACAGUACUCCAUCCCUAGCAACUACCACAAACUUAAAUCUCUCAUGGCGCAGCGGACUUACUUGGAAUGGCCUAUGGAGAACAGCAAACAUAGACUUUUUUGGGCAAACCUAAGAGCAACCAUUAAUGUCAAGCUGGUUAGCCAAGCAGAAACUACAUGUCACAUACAGAGAUAAGAAUAUUCACCUCAUCAGGCUUGCCGCUUUGGGCAGUUCUGAUAGUGGUGCUAUUGGCAUCCUCAUGAACUUAAGAAUGAUCUGACAUUAUAAUGUAGGAAUUAGUGAUUUUAA
Microtus ochrogaster (prairie vole) is the source of this 2543-nucleotide messenger RNA. It is a transcript of the gene Tlr1, whose product is annotated as toll like receptor 1. Lineage: Eukaryota; Metazoa; Chordata; Mammalia; Rodentia; Cricetidae. Gene Ontology annotation, molecular function: Toll-like receptor 2 binding; transmembrane signaling receptor activity; lipopeptide binding. The record is from RefSeq and is a predicted model, not a curated record. Gene Ontology annotation, cellular component: plasma membrane; Toll-like receptor 1-Toll-like receptor 2 protein complex. The coding region runs from base 42 to 2429 and encodes 795 amino acids. Gene Ontology annotation, biological process: immune response; cellular response to triacyl bacterial lipopeptide; inflammatory response. The transcript has a single exon.